Messenger RNA from Mobula hypostoma (lesser devil ray), 879 nucleotides. Its product is annotated as uromodulin-like 1. The coding region runs from base 76 to 774 and encodes 232 amino acids. The transcript has 3 exons. The record is from RefSeq and is a predicted model, not a curated record. NCBI's taxonomy places the organism in Eukaryota, Metazoa, Chordata, Chondrichthyes, Myliobatiformes, Myliobatidae.
UCACUCCAGAUCUUUUUAACAUCAAGGUGAUAUGAAGAGUAAUUUAAAAGAGAACUGUUUAGAAUUGGAGGGAUUAUGAUGAUGGUGCUUAAUUACAAGGAUACUUUAUUUUCCUCAGGGCGUUUGAAACUUAAAUUGGUGGAAAGUCGAGUAAUUCACGUUACCUUGGAUACCAACGAUGUCUCUGUACAGGCCACGUAUAACGUCAGUUUAUCAAAUGACAAUGCACUAGUGCAAACUUUAACCAACGUGCAAGGGACAGCAAAAUUUACCAGACUUGAAGUAGCUACUUUUUAUGAGAUUACGGUAUCGAUAUCUAAUUGUGAUCAACAGGGUACAUCUUCACUAAAAGUCAGGACAGCUGGAAACCUACUGCGAGGAAGAACGGCAAUUACAAAUUUAAACUUCACAGAAGCAUUUCAAAACAAAAAUAGCGCCAAGUACAAAGAGUUGGAGCAGAACUUCACUGCGGAAGUGAAAAAGGGUUUCAGUACGACUUUGCAGAAUGCCCUGGAGAUUGGAGAAAUUGUAGUUAAAAUCACGAAUGUUUCAAGAGGAAGCGUGGUUAUGGAUUACAUAAUUGCAGUUGCAACAAAUCUAAGGAACAGUUCUGAAACAGUAAAAAAUGCGUUUAUUCAAUCCUUAAACAACACUCAACUGUAUGAUAUAGAUCUUCAAAGAACAACGAUUGAAGGUAGGGAAAUGCCGCACAAACAUUUCAAUCAUUGGCUUCAUACUGCUUUACAAACAUCUAGAAAUUGUAUUUUGUACUGAAACAUGAACAGUUAAUGCAAGACACCACUAUGGUUACAGCAACAGAAUAGAGUCAAAUGUUCUCUAUGUUUGGGUGAUGCUAGGACAGGGCUUUAAAACCCUGGA